Molecule: messenger RNA, 1358 nt
Organism: Cucurbitaria berberidis CBS 394.84
Lineage: Eukaryota; Fungi; Ascomycota; Dothideomycetes; Pleosporales; Cucurbitariaceae
Product: putative cyclase
Exons: 2
Coding region: 308-1261 (317 amino acids)
Molecular function (GO): arylformamidase activity
Source: RefSeq, a predicted model, not a curated record
UCUGGCUUCCGUCAUUGAAUCAGUACACUUGGAACAGAAAACGCGCAUUGUUACUACACAAAAGGCCUGGCCGCAGGAGAUCCAUGGGCCUAACAUCUAUAUCUGCGAGCUGUCGUCUCACAACAAUUUCCGAAUGCCGACGCCGGAAUUCCUUCGGUGUGUCGGAAAUGUAGGAACAUAGAGCUAAAUCCACAUUGCAAGCCUCUCGUUACCACCAUAGUCUGAAGCCCUUUGCUUGACAAUCAUAUCCGACUAUAUUAUUCUCUUGGGGCCCUCUCUCGCCAAUAUCCAAUAGCUAAAUCCCGUCAUGGCAGUCAAUAAGCCAUCCUUCGAUGAGUUGCCGCUUGCUAAAGACGGCCCUCAUGGCAACGCCUGGGGCCUUUUCGGUAGCUCCGAUGAGCUUGGAAUGCUCAAUCUCCUCACACCUGCAACCACCGCCGCAGCCGCCUCGGAAAUCAAAGACGGCGUACGAGUCGCGUUGGACUGGCCGCUAGACCUGAUGGCGGAACCCUGCUUUGGCCGCGUUCCUUUCAAGCAGGAAAUCAAGAACAAGGCCCCAAGGAGUGUCAAUGACGACACCUUGACCUUCAACACGCAGUGUAGUACCCAGUGGGAUGGACUCAGGCAUUACGGAUACCAGAAGGAGGCGAAGUGGUUUAACGGAAAGACGCUGGACGAUCUACUAAACACCAAAGCCCUUGGCACUCAUGCUUGGGUAGAGAAUGGCGGCAUCGUUAGUCGGGGCCUCUUGUUGGAUUACGCCUCUUGGGCGGAGAAGGAGGGACUCCCCGUAGAUUGCUUUAGCACAAGUUCCAUCCCCGUCGCGGUAUUGAAGCAAGUCGCAGCAAGCCAAAACACAAUACCUCGCCCCGGAGAUAUCCUCCUCAUUCGUACUGGCUGGACCAAGCAGUACGAGUAUAUGACUCAGGAUCAGCGACGCGCGUUGGCGGACAUGACCUCGCCACCCGCAAUCGGAGUCGAAUCUUCCAAGGAGACGCUACGAUGGCUCUGGGAAAGUGGCUUUGCAGCAGUUGCGGGUGACAUGCCCAGUUUCGAGGCAUGGCCGUGCCAAAACACUGACUUUUGGCUUCAUGAAUGGCUUCUGGCGGGAUGGGGCAUGCCGAUUGGAGAGCUUUUCGACCUUGAGCGACUGAGCCAGGAAUGCAAGAAGAGGGAUAGAUGGACUUUUUUCUUUAGCUCCAUGCCGUUGUACGUACCGGGCGGAGUUGCAAGCCCACCGAACGCUGUAGCCAUUUUUUAAGGAACACUGAGAUUCCAUUGUGCAAGAAUCGAUCGAUGCAUGUGUAAUUUCAUCUUUGGCGUCCAACGAGUUGCAGAACAAUUUGAAGUGAGAGGUG